Messenger RNA from Phodopus roborovskii (desert hamster), 5014 nucleotides. It is a transcript of the gene Slc30a1, whose product is annotated as solute carrier family 30 member 1. The record is from RefSeq and is a predicted model, not a curated record. The coding region runs from base 61 to 1572 and encodes 503 amino acids. Gene Ontology annotation, biological process: detoxification of zinc ion; intracellular zinc ion homeostasis; zinc ion transmembrane transport. NCBI's taxonomy places the organism in Eukaryota, Metazoa, Chordata, Mammalia, Rodentia, Cricetidae. Gene Ontology annotation, molecular function: zinc ion transmembrane transporter activity; calcium channel inhibitor activity. The transcript is spliced from 2 exons. Gene Ontology annotation, cellular component: endoplasmic reticulum; membrane; Golgi apparatus.
CGCUCCGGCUCCGGCUCCGGCUCCCGCUCCCGCUUGAGCGCCGCACCUCAGGCCGCCGCCAUGGGCUGCUGGGGCCGCAACCGCGGCCGGCUGCUGUGCAUGCUGCUGCUGACCUUCAUGUUCAUGGUGCUGGAGGUGGUGGUGAGCCGGGUGACCGCGUCGCUCGCCAUGCUAUCCGACUCCUUCCACAUGCUGUCGGACGUGCUGGCGCUCGUGGUGGCGCUGGUGGCCGAGCGCUUCGCCCGCAGGACCCACGCCACGCAGAAGAACACGUUCGGCUGGAUCCGCGCCGAGGUGAUGGGCGCGCUGGUGAACGCCAUCUUCCUGACGGGGCUGUGCUUCGCCAUCCUGCUGGAGGCCGUCGAGCGCUUCAUCGAGCCGCAUGAGAUGCAGCAGCCACUCGUGGUGCUGGGUGUCGGCGUGGCGGGGCUGCUGGUCAACGUGCUGGGGCUCUGCCUGUUCCACCACCACAGCGGCGAGGGCCAGGGCGCGGGCCACGGCCACUCGCACGGACACGGACACGGACACCUCGCCAAGGGCGCGCGCAAGGCGGGCCGCGCGGUGGGCGAGGCGGGCGCGCCGCCCGGACGGGCGCCGGACCAGGAGGAGACCAAUACGCUGGUGGCCAACACCAGCAAUUCCAACGGGCUCAAGGCAGACCGGGCAGAGCCAGAAAAAACCAGAAGUGAUGACCCAGUGGAUGUACAAGUCAAUGGGAAUCUUAUCCAGGAGCCUGACCGUCUGGAGGCGGAAGACAGCAGGGCUGCACAGCUGAACAUGCGGGGAGUGUUUCUGCACGUCCUUGGAGAUGCCUUGGGUUCCGUGAUCGUGGUAGUGAACGCCUUGCUGUUUUACUUCUUAUGGCAGGGCUGUUCUGAGGACAACUUCUGUAUAAACCCCUGUUUCCGAGAUCCCUGCAGAUCGUCCGUAGAGAUCAUCAACAGCACCCAGGCCCCAGUUCGAGAGGCCGGUCCCUGCUGGGUACUCUACUUAGAUCCAACUCUGUGUGUGAUAAUGGUUUGUAUACUUCUUUACACAACCUAUCCACUGCUUAAGGAAUCUGCUCUCAUCCUUCUACAAACUGUUCCUAAGCAAAUUGAUAUCAGACAUUUGGUAAAAGAGCUACGAGCUGUUGAAGGCGUUGAGGAAGUACAUGAGCUACACGUCUGGCAGCUCGCUGGAAGCAGGAUCAUUGCCACUGCCCACAUAAAAUGUGAAGACCCCACUUCAUACAUGCAGGUGGCCAAAACUAUUAAAGAUGUUUUUCACAAUCACGGAAUUCACGCUACCACCAUCCAGCCUGAAUUUGCUAGCGUGGGCUCUAAAUCAAGUGUAGUCCCAUGUGAACUUGCCUGCAGAACUCAGUGCGCUCUGAAGCAGUGCUGUGGGACACGGCCUCAAGUCCAUUCUGUGAAGGAUGCAGAAAAGGCCCCAACAGUUAGCAUUUCUUGUUUAGAACUCAGUGAAAAUCUAGAGAAGAAGCCCAGGAGGACUAAAGCUGAAGGCAGCCUCCCUGCUGUGGUGAUAGAGAUUAAAAACGUGCCAAAAAAACAGCCCGAAUCAUCUUUGUGAGUCUUGAAAAAGAUGUGAUAUUUGACUUUGCUUCUAAACUGCAAGAGAAAAUAGACUUCAUUGAAAUACUAAGUUUGCCAAGUAGUGUAAUUGAAGUCCUUGUCUGGUCGCACAGUUUAAUUCUAUUUUUGUAAGAACAUAAUGGAACUGCGUAAUAGAGUGUUCUACAUUACAACCUUGUGAUUAUUAGUGCAUAGUGCAGCCAUGCUGUAACACAUUUUGAAAGCCAGUUUUAACACUAUGUUACAUUUUUGUUGUUGUUGUUUAAAGUAAGUAUAAACUUUAUAUGACAUAAUGACAUUUGAUUCCUGGUUUUCCCAUGGUAAAAAUUAGGGGGAUAAAUAAAAUUGUUACUAGAAUUUCUCUGCUUUUUUUUCCCCCCAUUGUUAUACAUUAUUUGUUAGAAUUGUAGCUGAUGGACCUUUACAAUCAUCAAGUUUGUUUCCUUUGAUGUUUUCAGGAAUAGCUACUUGCCCUUUGUGAUCAUAAACUAACAUAAUGGCAGCGUAUUUUCAGAAUGACUCAUGACUUAGCAGGAAAUAAGAGAAGUUACUAUUCUGUAUUCUCUACUGCUGAGUAGUCCAGUGAACUGAGAAAAUUCACAAAAUGAAUUAAGAGUUUACACAUAGUGGAACAUAUAGGGAAUAAGAGCAAGGAAGAAAGCGAACUAAGUAGGCUAUUAAAUUAAUACCGAGACUACAUAUCUAAAUUAUCUUGAAAAAUAUCAAGUGGUUUUAUUCUACCAAAGUCACUCUAUACAUGUUUGCCAGCAUUACUUUCUUUCAACGACUGGCAUUAGUGAUGUUGAGCUAAAAGUUUCAAAAUGCAUGACUAGUUUUGAGAAUGAAUACUUAAUCUUCGUUAACAGCAACUAUUACUCUUAAAUUGUGUCUUAAAAACUUUUCAUAGUGACCCGGUCAUGUAGAUGUCACCUUUCUUGUGCACAGCAAGCAUAGCCUGUGCUUUGCCAAGAGCCAGUGUCUUGAAAGAAAGAAAUUGGAUGGUUCUUGCAAACUGGAUAUCUUAGAGAGCAAAGUGAAUCAGGGAAAGUGUGUAGGUCUUUUAUGCCAUCAUGUCUUGACACACUCUGUUUUCCCAACAGUGCUUACUUUGUGAGAUGACACACUUUGCACCCAGCAAGUCAUUCACAGCUAUUCCCUUGCCACAGAUCUCAAAUCCAAUGCAAACAUUUGAAGAUACUUAUGUUAUAUUUACCUUGCUCAAGAAAGGUUAAUAUUUUGUGAAGAAAAUGUACCUUUUUGUCUUCAAAGGAGUGACUAUUAAUAUCAGUUGUGUAUAGCUCUAUUUUUCUAGGAACAUAGUACUCUGACUACUUCAAUAACUUUUAUAGCCAACUACUUUUGGGAAAGUUCACUUUGGGGAUUUGAAAUAAUUCAUUGUUUAAUAACCUGAAAAUGGAAGUGUUAGAGUAUGACAGUUACUUUUGAAGUGAUGGUCCUUUCCCUAGUGUAAAAGCCUGUUGCUGGCAAUGGGCCUACUUAAGAACAGCUGGGUUUUCUGGUGAGAAUUUUGAUUUUUGGAACAUAGUUUGUAAGUCCACAUUUAUUACACUGGGCCAACCAUCAACCUGCAUAAUGCUUCACUAAUGUGUGAUCCGGCCCCUUGGUGGGUGGUUACUUUGGAAUUUUGCGAAAAUUUGCUUUUUUUUUUUUUUCUUUAAACAUGAAAUUGAGAGAUCUAUGGGUGAGUACGAGAGAACUCUAGUUGUCUCAAGUACACUCCUCAUUGGUACCACACAGGUUUUAUCGGUUUCUGCAAUGACACAGCAAACUAGUGAAAGUGGGCUGUCUAGCCAGUGUCCUUCAGAAACACUCUGGGUGGGUUCAUGUUGAAGGUGCCCCACGAAUUGGGACAAGGGCUUUGUUGACCUAUUUUUCAGGAAAAGUGGUACCAUACAUACGCCUUUUUGGUUUUUUUUCCCCCAAAGGUGUUUCUCAUAGCAAAAUCCAUGGGCACCCACUCACCUUGGAGUUUUAGAGAAUUAUUUAUUUCUUUACAAUGCACUUUCUAACCCAUUUUUAGCUAUAUUAGCAUUAUCUUUAAGAAAAAAAAAAGACAUGUUUUUAUAUUUAAGUGUUGUGGGACUUGAGUGUCUUUUCCAAACUAGCUUAUUCUUGAAAGAAAAUGGGGAGCUACCUUGGCCUCUUUGGGACUAGCCCAUUGUUUAAUAUGUUGCCUUUCACUGCAUCAGUUUCAGUUGUGAAGUUCUACUGGUCCUGUCUUCAAGUAAGGUCAGCACACCUGUCUGUCGUGGGGCUGAGUUCUGAGAAGGUGCUUCCUGCUCCCAAAUUGCACCCAGGAAUCUUUCCAAGCUAUGUGCGCCUUGGACGGAUUUCAUUUUCCGUGGUCAGCUCUUAGCUUGUAGGAGUAAUUCUUUUCUGGGGGUUAUCUGUCUACAGAGUAGAAGUACAGGCUGGAACAUGAAAAACAACCCUUAAGUGUUCUACUGUAUUUCACGUUGAAAAGGAAAAAACGCUGGAUGACUUUAGCCUGACGUGUGUAAUUUGAACAGGAAGGGUUUGGAAAGUUGCAAGAAGCUGUUUACAUGUGUAUGUCUUGUCAGCAUUCUGUUAUUUUGAGUUUCUGGAAGUUUUGAGGGAAAAGACAAAACCUAAUGUGAAGUAUUUGUUGUGUAAACUGGUUUUGAAUGUUUUUACUGUUUUACAAGCAGAUAACCAUUUGAACAAUAAAUGUCAUUAACCUGCUGUCUUAAGGUAGUCAUACACAAAUAAGGAGUGUGAUUCUACAAUAGAAAAUAUUUUAAUAUUACGUUUCAGUUAAGUGAUAAAACAGUGUUAGGAGGUCUUGGGCAGGUGGAAGGCUUUUGUUGUUUUUUGUAAUUGAAACUGCCCUAGUGCUUCAUGGUCCAAUCUGGGAAUGGGACUGUAACCGUACUAUUUUGAUAAAGUGCUGCAUAUAUACAUAUGUAUGUGUAUAUGAUGAUGAUAUUUUGUUUUACUAACAAGUUCUGGAAUAUUUAGCAGUCAUUUCCACUGGCACAGGAGCCUUUUGUAUAUUAAUCAAUUUAAACUUUUAAACCAAAAAUAUUAAUGUUCAGUGUCUGGCAAAAAGAUGCUGAGGAGAAUGUAACAUAGAAUUAAUAUGUGGUUAUAUAAAAAGACAAAUUGCCAUGAUAGGGGUCUGCCUUGAAACAGCACAAUGGAGUGUCAGUGUGUCUGUGACUCUUUGAGACUUUUCAUGAGUUGGUUUUGUCUGCCUCCACCUGUCCUCUGGGCCAACAGUGCCAUUGACUUGGCUCUCAUUUCGUUGAGCACCGGUGCAGACAGAACUCAGGUGUGGCAAUGUUUUCCCUAAUUGCUGUGUGUUUUAUGACUGUUGUGUUAAUUUCCAAAGCUGUUCCUACCUCACCACGAGGCUUUAUGGAUUGUUAUGUAUUAUAAACGUUCUAUAUGAGACAAGA